ACCCACACAUUGAUAUGGAGAUGUGGGACUAUAAAUAGGAGGGAUGAAGCCAGCAGAGAUCAGAUUCUCUCUACAGAGACCUCUACAGCACACAGAUCCAGACAUGGCACCUACAAUCACUGCAGCAAUGACCAAUUCUCAGGAGCAUCUCACUCUGACCCACAAGCUCAGAAAGCCUCUGGUGGAGAAAUUACGCAGAGAGCGAAUCAACAGCAGCAUUGAGCAGCUCAAGUCUCUCCUGGGUCCAGAGUUCCUCAAACAGCAGCCAGACUCCAAGCUGGAGAAAGCAGACAUCCUGGAGAUGACAGUGUGUUUCAUGACACAGCUGCAGCAGCAGCAUCAAGCUGUGGACUCAGCAGCUGUCGGUCAGGGCUAUUCCAGGUGUGUCCAACAGGUGACACACUUCCUGUCCAAAGAGCAGGUGAAGACACAGUCCCACAGAAGACUGCUGAACCACUUCAACAAGCUGCAGUCUUCCUCUGAUAACAACCUGACAGAGGCUGACUUCUCUCCUCUGAGCUCCACAGUCCAGACCAGCAUCACCAAAGAACAGAGUCCAGUCAACAGCGCCCUCUGGAGGCCGUGGUAGACACCUACAGACUGGAGUUACUACCAGACAAACUCAGAUGACCAUAUUGGUCAAAGAUUACUGGAAAUGAAUUCUUCUGAAUUCUGACAUUUGAUGAUGAAAAAAAAACGGUAA
Molecule: messenger RNA, 703 nt
Organism: Epinephelus moara (kelp grouper)
Lineage: Eukaryota; Metazoa; Chordata; Actinopteri; Perciformes; Serranidae
Product: transcription factor HES-5-like
Exons: 2
Coding region: 44-589 (181 amino acids)
Biological process (GO): regulation of neurogenesis; anterior/posterior pattern specification; regulation of transcription by RNA polymerase II
Cellular component (GO): nucleus
Molecular function (GO): protein dimerization activity; RNA polymerase II cis-regulatory region sequence-specific DNA binding; DNA-binding transcription factor activity, RNA polymerase II-specific
Source: RefSeq, a predicted model, not a curated record